GAUUCUGGAUUUCUAGAAGCAUCGUAGUAAUCCCAUCUUUACUACGGGAAAACACUAAACACACUACCCGGGCAGGGAGGAAGGCGAUUUAUACUCCGCCAAGAUAUCGAUCAACAAAAUGGUGUCAAUCUGGGGAUCAAGUGGUCGUAACGAUCAACGGACAACAGAGGAUGGACAUACACACCCUGAUUAUCAGCAUCAAGAGCCCGAUGAGCGGACACGGUUGAUCUCUCGUAGUGCCCCAAACGAGGGGUAUCUGAGUCCUGAUGAUCCAGCUGUAUCUCCAUACAACCUCUGGAGUGUCCGCGCUCUCCGCUUCUUCACCUGCCUCUUUCUCGCCAUCAGCUUCGUAUGGUGGGUUUUCCUGCUCGUAUCCAUCUUCGUCAGUCCACCGUUAAUGUACAACCGGGGCUCCGGAUUUACGGAUUUUUCAUACACAACCCUCACAGUCGGAAACUUGAUUGUGAGCCUGUUGUUCUUCACGAUUCCGUCAAAACCGAUGAUUAUGUGGAAUUCUGUGCUAGCGCUCUUCUUGCUGGUCGGUAUGAUUAUCAUCGUUGCUGUACCGAGAAUCAGGCUUGAGGAAGGCUGGGUAGGGAUUGCGUCUAUUGUGUGGGCCAUUUUGAUCUCGAUCUAUAAUAUUGCGCAGGUAUAUUUCGUUGAGAAAGGAAAAGAGGAGGAAGAAGAAAGACUGACAGGCCGCGUGGAGACAAGACGCUCGCUGUUCGAAUGGGUUUCGGUGCUUGUCGAAACAAUUGUGCUGGGUGUUAUUGCUCUGGUGACUAUUUUGCUUACUGCAACGCUCAUACUACGUGCCAGAGAUUCCAGUCUGGAGGUCCCUGGGAAACGGUAUCUCGUCAACAAUGAGAAAUACGAAGUUCAUCUUGCGUGCGUGGGAAGUAUCACCACCGGGGACAACAAAACGCCUACGAUUCUGCUUGAAGCCGGCGAGACCCCUGCAGAACAUGCACUUCAACCUUUCAUCCACAAUACCUAUCGUAACGGCACGAUAGAUCGAUACUGCUACUGGGAUCGUCCUGGGUUUGGAUGGUCCGACAACGCCCCUUCACCUCAUUCAGCCGGUAUGGCUGCCGACGCUUUGUCGGAAGCACUCGCACUAGCUGGCGAGGAAGGCCCUUGGAUACUCGUCUCAGCUGGCGUGGGCAGCAUAUACAGUCGCAUCUUCGCCAGUCGUCACAUCCAUGACAUUAAAGGUCUAUUCAUGAUCGACCCAACGCACGAAGACCAAUUACAACAAAUCGGAAAGGCAGGACGAGGAUUCGUCCUCUGGGGUCGCGGCAUAAUAUCACCCUUGGGUCUGGACAGAUUGGCAGGCGCAAUCUUCAAGGGUCGCACCCGCGAAGAUCGAGUAUACGGCAAAGUCUCCUACCAGAACGGGAAAUACAUAAAAGCCAAACUACAGGAAAACCUCGUUGCGGAAAGUAUGACCUCUAGCGAGGUUGCCAGCGCAAAAAAUAUUCAAACACCAGAAACGCCGUUGGUGGUUGUUAGUUCUGGGGUAGAAGUACGCAAAAACGAGAAAUGGGCGAAACAGCAGGAAGAGAUGACCAAAGUUACGGAUAAUUUAGUAAGUUGGGAUGUUGUCAAGGGUGCAGGGCAUGAGGUUUGGAGGAGUUGGGAAGGGAAAAAGGUUUUGGAGAGGAGGUUGGGGGAGCUUGUUAAGCAGGCUUGAUCGUUCUUUUCUACCAUUUUUCUCUUUUAUUCUUUUAAUGCUUCAUAUUGAUGAGACUUUCCCAUUCUAUCUUGACAUUUGCAUGCUUGAGAAAUGAGACUGUUGACGAUGUUAUGAGAUAUAUAUACGACUCUGGUCUUAUGUCAGUUAUCAUACUGUACAAAAGGUUAAUGAGAUGCUAAUCAUUGCAUAUGG
Messenger RNA from Talaromyces stipitatus ATCC 10500, 1888 nucleotides. Its product is annotated as mitochondrial integral membrane protein. The record is from RefSeq and is a predicted model, not a curated record. Lineage: Eukaryota; Fungi; Ascomycota; Eurotiomycetes; Eurotiales; Trichocomaceae. The transcript has 2 exons. The coding region runs from base 119 to 1693 and encodes 524 amino acids.